AUGACGACUGCCCCCAAUGGACUGGUUCACGCCGCCGACACCCACAAAUUCAAGCGCAUCAAGCCCGACGACCAAACAGAGAAUCCUUUCGUGAAGCUCAUCCCGAACCAAGACAUCGCCAUCGUCCCUUCCUUCGCCCUCGAAUCCGGCACCGUACUACACAAUGUCCCAGUCGCAUACAAAACCUAUGGCACCCUAUCCCCCGAGCGCGACAAUGCUAUGGUCAUAUGCCACGCCUUGACAGGCAGCGCAGAUGUGAAGGACUGGUGGGGACCGUUGGUCGGAGGACCGGGCAAGAAUGGGGAAGAGUCGCGCGCAUUUGACAUGUCCCGGUUCUUCAUCGUUUGCAUGAAUAGCCCCGGCAGUCCAUAUGGUAGUGCCAGCCCGGUCACAGCAAAAGAUGGCAACCCCGACAAUGGCAACUACGGACCAGAGUUUCCCUUGACAACCAUCCGCGACGAUGUGAACCUGUUCAGGGUGAUCCUCGACGAUCUUGGCGUAAAGCAGAUCGCAGCGGUCGUGGGAGGCUCCAUGGGCGGCAUGCUGGUGCUGGAGUUCGCAUACUUUGGCAAGCACUACGUCAAGACCAUCAUCCCGAUCGCGACGUCUGCGAGAUACAGUGCGUGGGGCAUCAGCUGGGGUGAAGCGCAGCGUCAAAGCAUCUACAGCGACCCCAAGUACGACGAUGGGUACUACCCAUACGAUGACCCGCCAAAGAGUGGCCUGGGAGCAGCACGCAUGCAGGCUUUGCUCACAUAUCGCAGCCGUGACUCGUUCGAGACUCGAUUCGGUCGACACCACCAGGAUCCCGCGCAGAAGAAGCAGAAUAUCAACGACCAGCAGCGACCUCUAGAUGCCAACAGCGAGCACUUCGCAACUCACAACGAAGGCCACCGGACUGCCGGAUCGCCCAGACCUCCCUCUCGUGCUGGGUCCAUCAGCAGCAGCUCUCCAAAGCAGCCGUCCACCAUCUCAGUCAAGGAUCCGCAGUUCUCUGGCUGCACGGAUGUCGAAGUCGAGACCAAGCCGAGUCGCAACCCCAACAGGAACAAGAUCCCUACCUAUUAUUCAGCGCAAUCGUAUCUGCGAUAUCAGGGCGAGAAGUUCAUCGGUCGCUUCGACGCCAACUGCUACAUUGCCAUCACCCGCAAGCUGGACACACAUGAUGUGUCCCGCGGCCGCACGGACAAGAGCGAACCCGGCUCGCCGACCCCCGAAGAAGUGAGAGAAGCGCUCGGUCUGAUUGAGCAGCCGACUCUGGUGCUCGGCAUCCAGUCUGAUGGACUCUUCCACUACGUUGAACAGCAAGAGCUGGCUGCGGCGAUCCCUAACAGCGAGCUGAAGACUAUUGACAGUCCAGAUGGCCACGAUGGCUUCUUGCUAGAAUUCAAGCAGGUCAACGGUUUCCUCCGUGACUUUAUGAAGCGCGAGCUGGGACACAUCAUGUCGCGUGAGCCGGUCAACUGGCCGCCGAAGGAAGAAGAGACGUCCGAAGCGAAGGCUAGCGUAUUUGGCGAAGCUGAGGUCGAAGAUAUCACAGCAUGGUGA
This is a messenger RNA of Fulvia fulva, 1548 nucleotides long. Its product is annotated as Homoserine O-acetyltransferase. Gene Ontology annotation, molecular function: homoserine O-acetyltransferase activity. Bases 1 to 1548 code for a protein of 515 amino acids. The transcript has 2 exons. The record is from RefSeq and is a predicted model, not a curated record. Gene Ontology annotation, biological process: L-homoserine metabolic process. NCBI's taxonomy places the organism in Eukaryota, Fungi, Ascomycota, Dothideomycetes, Mycosphaerellales, Mycosphaerellaceae.